Molecule: messenger RNA, 7271 nt
Organism: Mizuhopecten yessoensis (Yesso scallop)
Lineage: Eukaryota; Metazoa; Mollusca; Bivalvia; Pectinida; Pectinidae
Product: NADP-dependent malic enzyme-like
Exons: 13
Coding region: 233-1957 (574 amino acids)
Biological process (GO): pyruvate metabolic process; malate metabolic process
Cellular component (GO): mitochondrion
Molecular function (GO): NAD binding; malate dehydrogenase (decarboxylating) (NADP+) activity; malate dehydrogenase (decarboxylating) (NAD+) activity
Source: RefSeq, a predicted model, not a curated record
AGUUCUUGUAGUCUACGGGCAGUUUAAUGUAACGAUGGGCUACGAUCCGUUAUGUACUCAUACGUUGUUUCUCUUUAUAUUGGCAAUACCGAUCUAGAUUAUUAAGCACACGCCGGUGAGUAGCUCAUAAACAAGUAACAGGGAUUUCGGUCAAACUACGCGGACUACUGGUCAAACAUAACAGUUCAUCCCUUUCCGCUUGGUGGCGCUAACGUUCAGUAAGUAGGAAAAAAUGGCGGAGAAAGAAGCGUCUGCUGCUAGGAAAGAACCGAUAACGCCGGUAGCUCGGCCCAGAGUGAGAGGUCUUGACCUGCUACGGGACCCUCUUCUGAAUAAGGGCCUGGCAUUCACCUUGGAAGAGAGACAAAUCCUUGGAGUUCAUGGUCUGAUGCCUCCUGCCCAAUUAAACCAAGAACAGCAGGUUUAUGCUGUGAUGGAGAAUUUCCAUCGCUGGCAGAAUGACCUUGAUCGCUACAUCUACCUUAUGGCUCUCCAGGACAGAAAUGAAAAGCUUUUUUAUAAAGUGGUCUCUGAAAAUGUAGAACUGAUGAUGCCAGUCAUUUAUACCCCAACUGUGGGUCUUGCCUGUCUCAAGUAUGGACUCAUCUACAGAAAACCCAGAGGUCUGUACAUCACAAUCAAAGACAAGGGCCAUGUGUCGGAUGUCCUCAGCAACUGGGUGAUCGACGAAGUGAAGGCUAUCGUGGUGACGGAUGGUGAGAGGAUCCUGGGAUUGGGAGACUUAGGAUGUUAUGGGAUGGGAAUCCCUGUGGGAAAACUAUCCCUGUACACUGGGCUGGCUGGCAUCAAACCCCACCAGUGUCUCCCCAUCAUGUUGGAUGUCGGCACCAACAACGAGACUUUACUGAAGGACCCACUGUACAUUGGUCUUCGUCAGAAGCGGGAAUCAGGGCCCAAAUAUGAUGAGUUUAUUGAUGAGUUUAUGACGGCCGUUGUUGGUAGGUAUGGUCCGAGCACCCUGAUACAGUUUGAGGACUUUGGUAAUCACAACGCCUUCAGGUUACUGGAAAAAUACAGGAGAGGUUACUGUACAUUUAACGACGACAUUCAAGGUACAGCGGCUGUUGCUGUGGCUGGUAUACUGGCUAGUCUCAAAAUUACCAAGAAAUCUCUUCGCCAGAAUGUGUUCCUCUUCCAAGGUGCAGGGGAGGCCUCUAUUGGGAUCGCCAAGCUGCUGGUGAUGGCUAUGAAGGAGUCCAGAAUGUCAGAGGCUGAGGCUCUCGGGAAGAUUUGGAUGGUCGAUUCUCGUGGCCUUAUUGUCAAGAAUCGGCCAUCGGGAGGAGUAACUGGGGAGAAAGUCAUGUUUGCCCAGGACGCCAAACCAAUUGACAAACUCGGCGAUGUAGUCAAACAGAUCAAGCCUACAGCUAUCAUAGGAGCUGCAGCAGUGCCAGGGGCUUUUAAUGAGCAGGUAUUAAAAGACAUGGCUGCCAACCAUGAGAGGCCCAUCAUAUUUGCUCUUAGCAACCCUACCAGUAAGGCAGAAUGUACAGCUGAACAGGCCUAUCAACACACAGAGGGUCGCUGUGUGUUUGCCAGUGGCAGUCCAUUUAAGGAGGUGACAUAUGGUGGUAAGAAGUACAGUCCAGGACAGGGAAACAAUGCCUACGUGUUUCCAGGAGUUGCCCUGGCUGUCAUCGCGUCUGAUAUCAGAGUCAUCACUGAUGAAAUCUUCCUAGAGUCUGCUAAGUUACUGGCGGAUAUGGUGACCGAGGAGAACCUUGCUGAAGGCCGUGUGUACCCUCCUUUGUCUAACAUUCUUGAAGUGUCCACCAAGAUGGCUGUUCGUUUACUGGAGUUUGCCUACAAGAACAAGGACGCCCACCUCCACCCUGAGCCUGCUGACAAGGAGGCUUACAUACGUUCCCUACAGUACAACACUGACUAUGAUAGUUUUAUACCACCCAUGUACAGCUGGCCCGAGUCUAACAUGUAAGCUGUGUGAUCUAUGUGGUUGUUAGUUGGGAUGUAGGUCUAUUUGGUUGUAAGUGUUAGAAUAGCCUCAGCACGAGAUCUUUUAUAUUGUGUAGUAGUGAAGUAGCAUUUCUAAGUACAACAAGUUCAAAAGAUGCCAUAUCAACUUCUCCAUAUCAGAUACAAACUACAGAGAAAAGUACAAUCCCUGUACCUUCUGGUUCUACUAGAUGGAAGUGGUUGCUACUGGUUGGGUUACAGCAUAUUGUAUUUUGAUAUUGUAUUUUUAUAAGCCAUGAUAGUAGUUUUAGAUUUUGAUGUUGAAAAUGACUGAUACCGCAAUAUGAACUUUAUUAAGUUUAUUGUCAAUAUGCCAUUGUUUUCCAACCCCAUUAAUCACUGAAAUAGGAGAUACUGUUAUAAACAAAGAGAUGUUUGAUGUCACAACCUGUAUUGAAAUCUGAAAUGGCUUCAAUGAAUCUGAUCUCUUCCGUUAUUAGUAUAUUACGUGUACCAAAGAUACUGACUUAUGUGCUGUUGAUUACAGGGUGUCUCAGGCCGGGUUUGUAUACUACUAAUGAGUGAGGCACACUGAAUCACAUUAACACAGCGUUGUUGUCACAGACCCUAUCACACCAAAGUUACUGACACAGAUUUGCCAGGAGCAUUCGUCAUACUUAUUUAUCAAAGUGUCCUUAAUAACUUUCAUUUCGUCUGUGAUUCUGUGACAUCAAAGCUCUAUUUUAUUGUGGUUUUAGUUCAUUUGCUGUGUUUUUCUUUUAUUAAAGCAUUAUUGAUGUUGUUGCUGAAAUCCAAGACUAGAAAUCCUGUUUAUGUUUUAUCUCUUAUAAUCUGUUUACAAGUAUUUAUUGUUAAACCUGGAAAUUACCAUCUGUGAUAUGAAAACCGAGGCGAAAGAGCACAAAGCGAAUAUUAAUGAACAUGUUUAUAUAAGAUAUAACUUUAUAACAGUGCCAUCAACAAACCAAGUAAGAGUCUACCGGUGGUCAAGUCACUCUGAGUCUGGUGUAGAGAUAAAGGAGUAUACUGGGUGAUUACCAAAACAGAAAAUAAAUAAGUAAUCACCACACCACCAGAGUGUGAAGUUCUCCAGGUUUAUUCACUGACUAUCGGUACUAAGUCAACCAGUUGCAUCACCUCGUAGGGCUUUGUCAGACACAAAAUUUCAAAACUACCAGAUGGUAGUUGCUAAUAAACCUGGAUAACUUUAUGCUUCAGUUGUGUUGAGAUUGCCAAUUUUCAAAUUUUAACUAAAGGACACACAGUUUAUGUACUUUUAAAUGACACACAGCUUGUGAAUUAAGCUUUAUUUGAUAAAUGCAAUAAUGCCUGUAUUUGUUGAUUUGGAAGUCUUGCUAUAUUCUUAACACUACUAAUGUUUUCUGACAUUACAAAGCAGGAUUUAAAUAUCAAUUUUUGUAUAUUUAUUGUUUUAAUUAAGGCAUUAGUUUUUUAACCCGCACAAUGAUCUUAAGGGGGAUAUACUGGAUUCAGGGUGUUGGUCAGGCCAUCUGUCUCUAGACAUAAAGAUUUGUCUACACUACUUCUCCUAAACUAACAUUGCAUAUAGGUUUCAGUGAAACUUUGUGCACUUAUCAGUAGGCAAUGUAAUUUUUAACAGUGUAGUUUAUCUUUUAAUUCAUACAUAUGUUUUUCAAACUUUGGUUCUAUUUGUGUGUUAUGGAGUUAUUGCCCCUUAACAUAGAGAACUUGUCCGGACCGCUUCUGUAAUAUUACACAGGUAAAAAUGAAACUGUUUUCACUUUACAAUGAAGUUAACUAAGCAAUGCUUAUUUCCUUGUUUAAUUUCAUCUGUGAUGACUGUUGCAAUUAUAAAAAUGUUUUUCUCUAAUUAUAUGUAUGGUUUAUCUACAUUAAAUAGCUUAUGAUAUAUAUAUAUACCUGUUAUGUUUGAUAUUCCUCAACAUUAUAUAAACUUUAAAGGGAAAAAUUGUUAAGCAUUUUAUUGAACCAAAAUAAUAGAACAAUUCAUGUCUGUUUUUAGAGUAUUUAUUCAGUAAUAUUGGACCACCAUUCUAAUAUUGAUAUCUAACAUUUUAUGUUUGUAGAUGUUUUAUAUCUGUUGACUUUUAUGUAUUUGUUAUCUUGGUUUGUAAAAAUGGAUUCCUUAACUUUUACGUGACAUGGAUUUGGCAAGGAAGACAAAAACCUUUCACCUUCCUAUUGUGUGUUUCUGAUGCUGUUACAUCCGCUAUCUAGCGCUGUUAAUGAUCUAGGUACAUUCACCUUCCUAUUGUGUGUUUCUGAUGCUGUUACAUCCGCUAUCUAGCGCUGUUAAUGAUCUAGGUACAUUCACCUUCCUAUUGUGUGUUUCUGAUGCUGUUACAUCCGCUAUCUAGCGUUGUUAAUGAUCUAGGUACAUUCACCUUCCUAUUGUGUGAUUCUGAUGCUGUUACAUCCGCUAUCUAGCGCUGUUAAUGAUCUAGGUACAUUCACCUUCCUAUUGUGUGAUUCUGAUGCUGUUACAUCCGCUAUCUAGCGCUGUUAAUGAUCUAGGUACAUUCACCUUCCUAUUGUGUGAUUCUGAUGCUGUUACAUCCGCUAUCUAGCGCUGUUAAUGAUCUAGGUACAUUCACCUUCCUAUUGUGUGAUUCUGAUGCUGUUACAUCCGCUAUCUAGCGCUGUUAAUGAUCUAGGUACAUUCACUGUUACUUUAUUCUUUGUUAAGUAUGUUAUUGUUACUGUUGCCAUGCCAAAUUGUUUGAGACUAUUUAUUACUUACAUUGUUGUUGUUUUACCAAUGUAUACAAAACGUCCUACCAAUGAGUGUUGAUAGCGCCCACAGUACCCAUACAUGGUAGUGUCCCUUGUCCUGUUUACUAUAUGGUGCAGUCUCCCUGUGUUUAGCCCUUUCACACCUAGGUAACUUUAGUAGACUCGACCAUACAUUUAUUUGGACAAGUCCAUUAUGGUCUACAUGUACAGUGGUGAAAGGGUUAGACAAGGUACUGAGAUAUGUGGUUGAAUUUCCUUGUGUCUAUGUAACAGUAUACAAAAUUAAGUUCCUGGUUGUCUCUGUUGGAACAUACUGUAUAGUAACAUGUAUUCUUAAGUCAUGGUUAAUAUUUGCUGGCCAAAAUAUGUUAACGACACAUUUUUCGGAUGACUAACUAAAACUUUUUAAAUAUCAACAUGCUGAUAUUACUUUCUCCCACGAUUCAGUCUCCCAUUUUAACUAUCUAAAGUUUCUGUGUUAUCCUCUAGGGUAUGAAUUCUCUGUCAUUGUUCAGGGUAUGAACUUGCGGUCACCCCACUUAAAUGGUUUAUUACCCCUUGGGUCGACAUUUCUGUCAUACGUUUUACCUCUCACCGGGAGACUGAGUUCAGUUACAAGCUGUAGACAUACCUGUAAGCUGUGUCCUAUUGAUUGAGUACAUAUCCAAACACAUUACUGCAGUUUGCAAUGAUUUUUGAAUGAUAUAUUGAUUGUGUAACUAUGAUAUAUAUUUUUCUAGGUGUAACACAUGCAAUGUUAUCAUCAACCAAACUAGAUAUAGGAUUAUAAUGUCAUAAUGUGUGACAACAUAACUUUCAAAGGUGACCUCAAACUUGUGGAGUAACUGCACUCAAUCUUCCUUGAUGCCCUUACAAGCUUGUGUAAGAAUUUUUUUCUACGAUCCUUAUGAUCAAUACCACAAGGAGGCUGAUUAGCCAGCAUACCUGUCUCCAAGUGAACAGUAGGUUUAGUGUGUAAUUGUUAUCCCUUUAUAAGAUGCAGUUUUAUUGAUCUGGAUCCUGUCUUUGUAGAUAUUCCAAGAUCAAUAAUUUAUACAUUGAUUCUUAUUAAAUAUUAUUUCAUAAUUUUCAACAGAAAAUUAUUUGCUUCUCAUCUUUAUAAUGUUCCUUACAAGCCACUCUAACCCUGUUUGAUAAAUGCAAUAUAUCUGGUAUAUUUAAUGGGGACCAUUGCAUUGUGUCUGGUAUGUUAUAUAAAUGUAAUGAGGACUUUACCCCAGUUUUACAUAUAAAAUAUGUCAUCUUCUUUUUAUAUAUUUUAAGUCCAAAUCACCCUUCCAUCCAAUUCCGUAUGCUAAUUUGCAUAGGUCCUUAUUGUGCCUGUUUCAUUUUGUGGCUGAUCAGAAAAACAAAAUGGUCACUUUCUUGGAUUUUGACAGUUCCUGUGUGUAACCAUUUUCCCAGAGAAGUGCUAGAUAGAUCUUUCUCAGAUUUCAAAUUUAGGUUUCCAUUUGCUACAGAUGCAGUAAAGUGCUAGUAAUUAGGUCAAACAAGAUCCUCACUUUAAAAGAACAAUGUCAUACAAAGCAGUAUGAAGUUACCAUAAGGUGCAUUAACUGUUUACAUGACACAUUCCAACAGACGAGGGAAAAAAACUAUCUUGUAUAUAGUUUAUGAAGAUGGUAUGAUGGUGGGUGCCAAGAUGCACAAAGAAGCCACCAUAUGUUUUCUGUCUGGUUAUGUAAGUAAUUGAUGACACUUAUGUAGUGUCACAUCGACAACACUUGAGUAGUUCUAAGGAGGUGGUGUUAUACUGUAUAUUACUUACAGAAUUCAGGUCAGUCUGUAAUCAAGUGUACGUAAAAUAUACCAGGUAAGUAAUGUACAGUAUUAAAGGUAAUAAACAUCAGCCUCCUUAUGGGAGAUAACACACAAGUAUACUGUGUAUGUUAACAAAGGUCUAGAAAUACUGACUGACUGACCUAGGGCAGGUUGUUAUGUGUAACAUUCAGUAAAUACGCCAUGUAUCUGGAGGUUUGAUAGAUGUCUAUAUAUCAUAUGUCUGAGGGUUUAAGUAUUGCACAUGUAUCUUAGGCCUGAUGUUGAAAUAUUGUUACAUUCGCUCUUUAUUUUAUGUAAUUCUCCAUGUAUGUUAUAAAAUAUGUGUGUGAUCAAAUCCAGAGAUAUAAAAACUUGCCAACGUUUUAAAAUACCCAUGAGGGAGAUUCCAUGAGCUCAAAAUUAAAGGCAUUAAUAAAAUUUGUAUAUAUCAUAUAUAUCCCUCUAAAUAAAAAACAACUUAACUUGGAUCUUAGAAUAUAGGAAUAGUAUUCCAAAGUCACUGUUUGGGAAUAUUAGAUUUAAGGCUCCAAAAUUAGGAGUCUCCCUACAAAAUAGGAAUAGUUGGCGGCAAGUAUGACUCACCGUCACAUAUUACACUGAAGUGUUACCACAGUCUCUGUCCUAUCUAGGGAUAUAUUACAAUUAUAUAGUUUGACUACAUGUAUAUGUCUGUCCCAUCUUUACAUACUUCUGUGUCUACAGUCAUAUUUACCACAUAUAGCUAUAUGUACAGUGAUAUCAGCUACUUAGUCAAUAAAGGAUUAUAUCUAAUAGGU